AUGGAAGAUUUAACGCCAUCUGAGGCAGAAUUGAAUCCAGCAUUCGCUUCUGGAAGUUUCGAAACAGACAGAAUCAUAGGUGGAGUGGACAAGACCAUGAUGCGGAUGGGCCCGGAAUGGGUAGUUCCUCUACAGUAUUCUAACAGUCCAAUCGUUCAAGAGUUGGCGGAAUCAGGUGAAGAGGUGGGUCAUGUUGAAGAUUCCCUCGUGUUUGUAGUUGCUUAUAAAGUUUCGUUCGAUUAA
Messenger RNA from Haemonchus placei, 243 nucleotides. NCBI's taxonomy places the organism in Eukaryota, Metazoa, Nematoda, Chromadorea, Rhabditida, Trichostrongylidae. The record is from the annotation of a GenBank genome assembly.